Candidozyma auris is the source of this 1788-nucleotide messenger RNA. RefSeq lists its product as uncharacterized. Gene Ontology annotation, cellular component: nucleus; replication fork protection complex. The transcript has a single exon. The coding region runs from base 1 to 1788 and encodes 595 amino acids. The record is from RefSeq and is a predicted model, not a curated record. Lineage: Eukaryota; Fungi; Ascomycota; Pichiomycetes; Serinales; Metschnikowiaceae. Gene Ontology annotation, biological process: DNA replication initiation; DNA replication. Gene Ontology annotation, molecular function: single-stranded DNA binding; DNA replication origin binding.
AUGGAUCCAAGAGAAGCCGCUGAUGACUUUUGCUUAACUGGAGACUCCAACGAUGAGCUUGCAGACUUAGAGAAGGAAUUCGCGUUGAAAAGGCAGAAAUUACUUGAGGAGAAAGCACGAAGGAAGAGGGAGAGAGCAAAACCACAAAUAAACGUGGAAAGGUCCCCUCUGCCGCCUCGAAAGCAGUCCACAGUGGAUUAUUUUACAAAAGGAAGAGUAGAUCCUGCUCAGCAGCCAGUGAGGUCUGAACCUGAGGUGAAGACUGUUUUCACCACACAUACUAAACAUAAGACACAGAAGGAAACACCCAAUGGCUUUGCGUCUCGACUAGCGGGCAUGGACCGCUCGAAAACAAACAAAUUGGAUUAUUAUGCACGAGUUUUUGAGUUCGAAAAUGUGCCUAAGUAUACUUCCAUUCAAGUGCCACCAGAUGAUGCUGAGACGUACUCCGGCAUCAAGCUUCAAACGCGUUUAAUUCCCAAGGAAGCAGUUGUUGAGCUCUUCGAAGGCAUCAAAAUUCUUAAUGUAAAGAGGCUUCUCGCGAAAGUGACGGGACCGGAGUUCAAAGAGCCCUCUUAUGCCAACUGGUGUUUUGUAGGAAUGGUGGUCUUUAUGAGCAAGCCCAAGCACACCGUGAAGGGGCAAAAAUACCUGAUUCUACGCGUGGGCGAUUUCGACCAUUCUGUUGACCUCAUGCUUUUCGAUGCAGCGUUCGAGAAGUACUGGAAACUACAAGUAGGGGAAGUGAUUGGGGUGUUAAACCCUCAAGUGAAACUGUUCAAGGGCACUUUCAACCUAACGCUAACAGACAAUUCCCUUAGUAUACUAGAGCUAGGCAGGGCUAGACAUUUUGGGUAUUGCGGCAGUGAAACGAAAAACGGCACCAGGUGCAAGAAUUUUGUGGACGUUUCCAAACUGGCCCUUUGUGCUUAUCAUGAGGAACAGAAAUACAAGGCGUCGGGGCUGAGAAUGGAGCUUCAGGGAGUGAAAAUGAGAGAGUCCGUGUAUCACAGAGGUAAUGCGCACUCCAACAGGCGCUUCGAUCCUGAUAACUGGGCCGGCAUGGGUGUUUAUGGAGGAUCCCGCUGCGAGAUUUUCAGUGGAGGUACUGGAUUUGACGAGGGUAAGUACGACAAGCCUCCAAGUCAAGCAAGCCGAGCUCGACAAAAGAAAACCAACAGCUUGCUCGAAAAGCGAUUACGUGCAACGGUGGCGCCAAAACGGGUGUCAGAAUUGGAGAAACUAGGCAUUCUACGUAGCGGUAGCGAUAAUGAGACAGGCAAUGGAGGCUGCGAAACGGCCACAUGCGAGCGCCGUGCAGGAAAGCACUGUGGGAGAGAGGCAGAGAACCAGCCCAACGAUGGGCGCGAAAAAGAGGGGUUUCAUUUUCAUAAGACAGCGGCCGGAGUUGCUUCCGCAACAGACAAUGACAACAAUGGUAACGGUGGAAAAGGGUUGCAAAAGUUGAUUCUGGACAUGGGUUUUGAUCCACGAGACAUUGACAGCAGUAACGCCUCCAUCAACAACAGUGGCAGUGUCCCCAGAAUGUCUAAAAAUGCACACCUUCAAGAGCUCAAGCAGCUUUCUCGCCAAAAAAAGGUGUCCCUCGAGCCGGCGCAGGAGCAGCGCCGCAGGCAGGCAGCCAAAUGGAGACAAAACGCUCAGCUUCUGCUGCGCAACACGCAAGAUGGCAAAAGUGCGCCUCUAAAGAAGUUACCCCAGAUGGAUGUUAAUAAUGAGCAACGUUGUUACGGCAGUGACGGGGACGACCUCGAGAUCGUGGUGUGA